CUUGGUUUUGCGUCGCACUUCAGCGUCCGUAGUGGUUGUAGAAUGGUAGAGUAGCAGGUGUCGUUGAGUAAACUCCCCUGUGCGCGCGAUGUUUACUACGCGUAGUACGACGGAAACCUUUUGAGCGGCUUCUGUAACAUUUCUUCUCGUCAGAUGUCUGUCACAGAGAACCAAGUAGCUGUAGGUAUGCCACUCUUCAAGAAGUCCAAGGAGUCCGACGAUCAUCGAACCAAGUUGCAGAGAAAACUGUAUAUCGCCCAGGAAAGUCCGGACAACACUUUCGAUUUAUCGGAGUGCGCACUCAGUGACGUGCCGUCUGGUGUGUUUUCCAAGUGCCGUGUGUUUCGCAAGACGACCUUGAUACUGCGAAACAACAAACUGACUUCAAUUAGUGGAGGAGGUUCACUAAAGGACCUUUGUGACAUCACAGUGCUAGACUUGGAAAGCAACCUCUUGGCGAAAGUACCCGACGAGUUCGGUUUCCUUCGCAGCUUGGUUGUGCUCAAUCUAAAGGGCAACGCCCUCAAGAAAUUGCCUGGAAGUUUUGCAAACUUGACGAGUUUGCAGUCGUUGAACCUUAGCAACAACAAGUUCAAGGAUUUUCCGUUACCGAUUCUCCGACUACGAAAACUUCAGCACUUAGAUAUAGCACAAAAUGCCAUCACCAGACUGCCGAACAACUUCUUCGAACUGCGGUCACUGCGUUCGUUCGUCUUGGACAGCUGCAACUUCACCUUUCCCGACGCCGAGGUUUGCGGGCAGCCACUCGAAUCUCUCAUGCUGCAUUUGUGCAAUCUUGCAGGCGUCGAAUAUGUCCCGCCAGUUGAUGAACCCGACACGAACGACUGCAAAGGCGACGCCGCAGCAACCACGCCGUUCAUUGGGGUUGACCUGGAAGACCAGUACAAGCAGUUCGAAGAGCGGAGGGAAAGGCGCCUCCAAGAGCUGUUACAAAUGGAAGAGGAGCUACGGGACAGCGCAAUGAACCAUGCAGCAGUCUCGGAAAUCACGAGAAAACGCAAACAAGAGCUGCUGCUUGAAAUAGCACGGGAACAGGACACCUUGGAAGACGCCAUUUUAGAUGUACAAAGCAGGAAAGAUUUGGAGAAGCAAAAGCUUGUAUCGCUAUUGCUGCACUUGGAACACCACUCGGCUGAGCUUAUUCAUCAAAUCUCCAAUGAUAUUAGGUCGAAGAAUUCUGAGGUGCUGGCACGUACUUUGGAACAGGAACAAUUGGAAAUGAAGGAACUCUUCAAUAUGCAACAGCAAGAAAUGGACGCUUCUCGACGCAAGGAGGUCCUGCGUUCAAUGGCAGAAAUGCUCCACCAGGAAGAACAGCAACAGCUCUAUAGACAAACCAAAGACAGCAUUAUUAAAGGCAUCCAGGAAGAAGAAGCAGCUUGUGAUGAGCUGCUGAGAGGUGCUGUAUUCUCUAAAACGAAGCAACAGGAUGAAACCAUUAGUCGCAUUAUCAAUGAAGAGAGAUAUCAAAUGGAGGCCUUCAAAGCACUUCAAUUGAGGAAUGAUUACACGCAUUGUCACCUAAUGCAGCAAAUCACACUGAUUGAGAAAGAGUUGAAGAGAUUAACAAAUGUUGAGUUGAAGAAACGGGAUUUCAAGGUUAUGUCUGACCUCAACGUCCUUUCAAAUCAUCGUGUUGAACUUGCGUCUCUUCUUUCGCAGUUGCUUGAUGAAAAAGCUGCACGGGAGAAGCAACUGCAAGAUCAACUAAAGACCAUAGAAACUUACAGAAGGCAAGAAAUGAAUGAUUUUUGGUUGAUACAAUACCAGAAGCUCCUCGACAGGAAACCACAAGAUAUAUGUUACUUGGAUGAGCAGCUGGACUCACGCAUUCGCGACAUCCUGCUUUUGGCCAACGCGUCACACUAUGCUACACUUUUUGCAAGCAAGAAUGUUGACUGGGAGGACUUUGUCCAGCUGGAGUGGAAAGACUUCAGGAGUUUGGGAAUUAACUCUGACACUGUUAUACAGAUGCUGCUGUCCGCAAAGGAGCAGUAUCUUGAUGAAAACCCAGCUGCAAAGCCAAGCGCACCUCCUCCAGAACAAUCACCACUUGAUGAAAAAGUUGCUGCUGAUGCCGGCUCUUCAAUGUUGCAAGUGCGUAACCUAAGGCUUUGGUGUAGCUCGGAGUGUGUAAUUUGCUUUGAGGUGACAAGGCUGCUCAUAUUUGUGCCAUGUGGCCAUGUCUGCUGUUGUGAACAGUGCAGUGUGGGAGUGAACCAGUGUCCUCUGUGCAGAGCGGACGUCGAGGGCAAAUUGUCAGCUACAUAACUGGCUGUGUGCAAAUGCGUGUUCUUUUUCUUAUUAUUUUUUUUGCAUAUCACUGCUAAGCCUAGUCUUUUCUUAAAGCAUGAGGUUGUGCAAUUUUUUUGACAGCAGCAUUGUUAUGGUGAUUGCACUUAUGAUAUAUUUGCUCUCAGACUACCUCCCACUGUCAGAACAAUUCCACGUGUUACAUCUGGCAUGCUUUUUUCCCAUUUAUUGACAAAGGAGAAUGUGCUUUUAUAUUUCUGCAUUACUGACAAAGCUGAAUUGAUCACUUGAAUGUGUUGUGCAAGCAUGCUUAGUCGGCUCAUGUUUAUUCAAACUCCUAGGAACCACAAGUCUUGCAAAACAAUGCAAGAACUAUGUACUAGGGUGAGUGACCGACUACUGCUGGGUUGGAUGGUGCAGAGGAGAGAGAAUUACUCUAUAUGCAUAUUCAGUUAUAUUGGAGCUUGGAUCGGGUCACUGAGAUGGUGGUGUCUUCCGUAGCCACACCUGGCAACAUGCAGAGCAGCUUUAAGAUCAAACUUGGGUGCACUUUCACCGUGCAUGUCUUAGGAUGCCGCCUGAUUAGCCAUUUCUCAUCAUGUUGCCCUUCCCUAGUAAGCCAAACUGUUGCCCAGAAGCCUUGAUCAAAUUACGCGAAUUUUAAAUGCACUGAUACUUAAUUGAAUCAACCUAAAUAUUGAAAUUUGUUUGAAUCAGCUAACGUUUUUUGAAUUGCCAGAGUUUCAAUAACCUUGAGCCGGCUGUGUAUGCUGACACAUUUGGCAUUGUUUUAAAGGGCCUAGUCAUGUUCCAACAUUUUACUGACACUGCUAGUAUGCAUUAAACGCUACAAAUAUGCUGACACUACAAACAUGCAUUAAACAAUGCCUGUUGUGCUAACAUUUGCAAAAGAGGAAAAAAAGCAGCUUUGCUAGUGUGACAAGUGUGUUAACUUGCCACUAUGCUGUCACUUUUGGCAGUUAUAGCUUGAGCAUUGCAUAGUGUGAUUAGAAAUGAACAAAACUGUGAUGUCUAAGUGCCACUCCUGUCACACAACUGCUUUAAUUGCUCAUUGAAGCCACUUUUCACUAAGAUGUUGAACUUGACUAACGUAUGCCACUGCCACAUAAUCUGCUGGAUGGAUGGCCGUUAUGAAUGUCUACUUCGAAAUGACGUGGUGGCAGAUUCCACCAAACUUGGAUCUUUUUACCAUUUUGCUACACCUUGUCAAUACCCUUAUGAUUGACUGUUCAUGGUAACAGGCCGUAAAAUUAUUACAUACAUUUACUUGAAGAUUCGACCAAGUUAUCAGAUGUACAAUGAGCAGUGUAGCUGCGCCCAGACUAGUAGCUUGUAGAUUAUGACUGCACCUUUGGCCACAAAGAAAAGGCUAAUGUCAAGCAUUGUUUUAGAAAACAGAAAUGUCAUUUUAUGCUAUCCUCAUAGAAAUGAACUUUGCAUGCACUCAAUUUGUAUCCCAGUGCGACUGUAUCUCAUUAGGUGAGCGUUCAACAGUCACACACAAGUAUGACUGUAAGUACAUACUGCAGGGGCCGUAUUCUGAAACGUUUGCCUAGGCGAAAUUUCUUUUUUUCGCUUUCAGGCGUGCGCCGAUUGGCUGUUUUAGCAAAAUUGGAUGAGCUGAUUGGGUGGUUGAGCCCGACGUCAUUCAAUUUUGCUCAACCAGCCAAUCAGCACGCACGGUGAUUUCGCCUAGGCGAAAUUUCGCCUAGGCGAACGUUUCAGAAUACGGCCCCAGUUGGAGUAAAAUUUUAAGGGGGUUGUUCUUCAGCUUUAUAUAGCAUGACUUUGAAAAUAGCCACUGUCAGCUCUCGGCCCUACAGGACGAUGGUGGCCAUCUUUGAAGGUUCUCAUGCUACAUAAACUUUUUUUUUUUAAUUCCCCGACUAUCAUCGAUGCUUAAAGGGGCCCAGAAACAUACCUCUUUAAAACAUGAGCAACACGCUGCAAUGAGUGCUAUGGCUUUCAAGGAAUAUACAAGCCCUGAAAAGAAGUUUUUAAAAAGGACCGAAUAUGAAAGGAGAUAUGAAGAGUGCAAUGUCUAUGUACUUUCCCCUUUACCUAGCAAGUCAUUGGUUCCUUUCGUCUGACAAGGCGCCAAUAGCCAUCAUAUGCCUAUCACUCCUUUCAUUUUUAUUGCCUUGGUGCACUUAUGGUAACCUUUUGACGUCGGUGUCUGACAGAGGUACCAGAGAGUGACAAAGGAGUGAUGACAGGAUUGGCGGGAUGGGUUGACAACUGUAUCUUCCUGUUUCCUGAACAGUCUGGAGACGUGUGAAUGUGUACACAAGUAAUUUGUCGUCGGGAACAAUCGCCAAAUGGCUGGCACCUAUGGGCUGCUGUCACGUUAUGGCAGCUGGCUUGAAUUGGAAAAACAGCAAAGGCGAAGUCUGCCCACUAACCCACUGUGGCCACUGUAACAUCAUUGCUGACACUGAAAAGGGUGAAAAAAAGUGGAGGGUUUCAAAAGCUGCAUGAGAGAUCAAGCAGAUUGUAGGUUCCCUACUGCAUACAGGGGAAUAAAAUUUGGCCCAAGAGUUCAUGGCAGCAUUGUCUGCAGAUUGGGGACAUUUUCUUACUGCGUUCAAAAAAUGUUUCAGGGCCCCCUUAGUGUCCCCAUCCCAGCCACUUGAAACAAUUUAAAGGAGCUUAUGUGGAAAGGUCGAGGAUAUGUUCAACCUCGUAAUCCUUCACCUAGUAGUGGCUCAGAAUUACAGCACUUAUUUUUCUAGUCUUAGAUCUGACAUUGCAGAAAAGUUCAUAAUUAUAUAAUUGUCUGGUUGGUCCACGACUUCGACCGUAAAAUAGCCCUCAAAACACAUUGUGGGGUUGCUACCAGAUUUCAUGCAUCAUGCAUGAAAUCAGCCAACACAGGCGAGCCACUCGUAGCAGGCCGGUCUAUUUGCUUCAUCAAAGUUUACCAAAGCUAGUGUAUAUUCAAUGGCACUGCAGUCAGCAAACUAAUUCAAUUUUAGUAUACAAAGUCUACAUAGACCUGACUUUUGUCAAUUUUCUAUUGUUAAAAUUUCUGCCUAAUUCAAUUGUGGGAAAGGGUCCUGGCAUGUGUUCAUACAUUUCUACGCAGGAUAAAGCCUGUUAAUUCGAUGUUUAAUCCAGACAAGAUUUGACAGAGUUCUAGCUUGUCCUUACACAGUGUCGAACAUGGUGCCCGUGGUCGAAGGCCUCCCUAAAGACAGGGCAGCGCCAACAUAUGAAAAAUUGGCUUAGUAAAUACCAGUAAUUGGAAUGGUGCUUAAUAAUCAAAUUUUUGGUAUGUGAGAAACCGCCGUGCAGUCUUGGGGUCCCUUCAACCACUGGCGCCAUGUUGCAGCUCCUAUUGCAUGCGACUGUGCAUUGCCUUAUGGUGCAGUUCUGUGUCAUCUAGAAAUGCAGAAAGCAUAGUACUCAUUUGCACAAGUUGUAAAUUGUCAGCCAUCAAAUUGCCAGCCGUUAUUACUACAAUGCACCAUUGAGGACGUAAGAAAAAUAGCACAUGAAAUGUCAUGCAACAUAGCGCUGCCUAGGAGAACAGUAAAUUAACGUUGACUAGGAGAACAGUGAACUGGGCAAGUUGGUAUUUGUUCAUUUUUUAUACAGGACAAAGACUACAGGUGGCACAGAAAUGACAGGACCACCUGCUGGUCUAGCAGCUUUGUAACGUCUGGUCUUCUGCGCUGUAGAAGUAGUAGCACUGUUUUCCGGUGACUAUUUGCUUUUUAAGCUACUUUUGUAGUUUCUCAAUAGUUGUACAUGUAUGAUUGCUUGAAAUUGUAUUUGUGCAUGUUCCUGUGCAAGUCUGAAUUUGCAAGUAAAGACAACACAGUGUUUCAUUUAUUUGUGCCCUUGUGCUGUACAUGCCCCGUGGUGCGCUUCAUAUCUUCUAUAACACAAGAGACGAUCUCAUUUCUGCAAGGUCACCUGUACCGGAUCCAUUUUCUAGUGUAAGUCCCUGACUGUGUGAAGCAUUGUUUCGAGCGAAUGAAAGUGCAGCAAGGUAAAGAUUUCAAAUCCACACUUCAUUUGGCAUUCUCAUAACCUGAACCAAUUCUAGAUGUCUAGCAAAGGCUGCUGUAAUUAUGAAUGGCUCAACGAGCUUUGAAACUGCUUGUGUGACAAGGGUGUAAAUUAUAUGUGUUCAUGACUCUUCAGCACCUGCAAUGAACCCGUAGUCCAACUUUCAUACGUGGAUUGUUUCAUCUAGAUGCAGUCUGUCUUAUAGCACCACUUUGUUCCCAUUUAUCAUUGAGUCACGGAUGGUCUUUGGUGGCACUGUAAAAGGUGCCAUGUAGAACAAACCAGAACAAAGAAACUACUGAAUUGUGUAUAGUCCACUUCGUUAAGUAUGUAUAAAUAUGUUUCGAAGCCACUCUGUGGAGGACGGGAAUCGUCACUGUUACUUGUGGCAGAGAUCCAAAGCUCAAGAGAAUGAGGAGCAUCGUUUCUCUUUCAUCUGUUGUUUGCCGAAGCUUCCACAUGUAGCCCUGCUACAUGGACGUGACAAAGGAUAUAGGUGAUGCAGAAAGUGAUUUUGAAACUCCUGAUGGAGACUAACAAGUUGGGGAUAUCUACAGUGGGUGUGAUUACAUUUGGCCUACUUGCCAUUAAAGUUGAUUUUACUUCUGUGAUUUCAAUUAUGUUUUUAUGAGUUAUGUUGAUACUAUUGCUUGGGUGUGUACACUUCCUGUUAUAAACAUAGGAGGUAGUUUGUUUAAUUACUGUAUUGUGCGAUAUUUAAUGUCACGUCUUCUAAGACUGCGGAGCAUGGUUGUAACAAAAGUUCUUGAAAACUGCAGAAAAGGUUUUUUCUCUACACAUUUGGCUGUACUACCAUCUGUGCCACCAUCGUUGAUAGUGAUAUAGCAAGUACAUAGGAGGAAACAUGAUAAUGAAAGAAUUUCCACAGUGAUUGCUCUCCUGUUUGUGCUACUUGACACUUGUCCUGGCUGUUUUAUGGCAAUCCCUUAUGAGUUGCUCUGACAGAGUUACAGGUGUGACAGAUAGUAUUGCAAUCACAAAUGCACUCUUUGAGGGUACACAGUGCUAAUCUACUUAUCACAAUACCAUGCAUAAUGCUACAUCAGCUACAAUUAUGACAAAUAACUUAUACCAAUGAGUGAGAUUUAUACUUUUGACUUCUCUAAUGGCUCCACACAAAAUUAAGGCAUAUGCAGCGAUGCGAUUAUUGCAUGCUCGGCCUGAAUAUGACAUCCAAACAUUCGCAAAGGUAGUUCCUGCAAUAGUUGUGCCCUCGGCGAAACAAAAUUACCAGUCACCAUGAAGUGCAGUUCAACUGGAUUGUUUACAGAUGGACUGCUAAGUGCUCUGCACUAUCUGGCCUGAUAUCAUGCAGUCUGUGAAGCUUUCAUCACCUAAUUAUGUGUCAUGUGACUGGCUGUUCAACGCAUGAUGCAAAGCUACACUUCUUGUAGAAGCAAGAUGUGGGUUUAAACAGCCUCAUAGCGCUAAAUACUCAAUUCACACAAAAACAAAAUUUUUUUGCUAUUUAAUGUUUACGAUAUGAUUCGUUCAGUGCUGAAGUGUAGGUUCGGGCCUAUAGUCCUAGAGCUAUGCCGUAUAAAAAUGCGCACUAUUUGAUGCGGCACCAUCCAUGUUGAGACUGCUGAAGAAUAUGAACAUUCUGCCCAAGCACAUGUAACACUAUUCUUCAGUGAUAAAUUUAAGUUCAAUUCAAACAUAGUGACUACCAUUUACAACACUCAAGUUCUCUUGCUGUGUGGACGUUGUUCGAGUGGAUUGCACUGUAGUUUUUUGAAGCCUGCUACUUAUGCACCAGGUUUUUGUAGACUGAGCAGACGUUGCAUGCGCAACUGAAAUGCAGGUGUGUGCAGCGAUUCUCAUACUUGCUUGUGUUUGACUGUGAAGGUUCAGAAUGUACAAGCGCUUGCUGCAAUUUUGUACUGCAGGCACAUGUUAUUAUACCUCAUGCUAAUAUUGAAAAUCCUGAAUUUGCUUGCUUACUGUCAGCCAGCAUGUCGACAUAGUUACUCCUAAGAUGGUGCUUGCAACCGUUGCCUUAUAAAAUUUACUGAACAAAGCGAUGUGAACAAGCUGAUUACUUGGAGCAUGUUUGUUAGAUACAUAGAGCACAAGAUUGCAAUAAUUUGAUUAUGCUAUGCACAAUGUUGCUUUGCAAUCGUGCAUGGCUUCCCUAAUAAUGCAACAAGCCUUUUUGAACAUGUUACAUUUGUAUACAGCUUUCGAUACCUCUCUGCAAGCUGUGAAUUUUCAGCAAUGUUUACAAAUUAUAUUGUUGAUGCAAUGCUCAUGUGUUUCAAUAAAGCUGAGAAUAUACAAA
Molecule: messenger RNA, 8611 nt
Organism: Dermacentor silvarum
Lineage: Eukaryota; Metazoa; Arthropoda; Arachnida; Ixodida; Ixodidae
Product: E3 ubiquitin-protein ligase LRSAM1
Exons: 1
Coding region: 154-2292 (712 amino acids)
Molecular function (GO): protein binding
Source: RefSeq, a predicted model, not a curated record